Messenger RNA from Coffea arabica (coffee), 897 nucleotides. RefSeq names its product protein SRG1-like. Lineage: Eukaryota; Viridiplantae; Streptophyta; Magnoliopsida; Gentianales; Rubiaceae. The record is from RefSeq and is a predicted model, not a curated record.
AUGGAUGGUAAUGGCAUCAAUUUUUCCACUCUCCCAUACCUGGAAGUUCCAACCAGUGACAUCGGUCUUCUUGGUUCCUCCUCUUCUUUAUUUCUAGUUGAAGAGGAAUUCAAGAAACUCCGGUCUGCUCUUAGUUCAUUUGGCUACAUUCAGGUUGUCACUAAAUCAAGACGUUCUCGACAUUUCCUUGAUGUCACAAGAAAAUUCUUCAAGCUUCCAUUGGACGAGAAAAAGAAAUAUUCCAGAGAAGAAAACGAGAUUGAUGGUUAUGGAAAUAAUAUAAUCUACACAGAGAAUCAAACCCUUGAUUGGAAUGACCGGCUUUUAUCUUCAUUUGCUCCCUGGGAGCAUGAGGAAGCUCGAAAAAUGGCCUCAAACUCCCAGGAAACCUUCCUCGAAUUUACAUCGAAACUACAGCUUAUGAAUGAAAUUAUUGUUAAAGCCAUGGCAAAGUCACUGAAAUUGGAGAAGCAUAGCUUUCUUGAUCAAUUUGGAAAGAACCCAAUUUCUCUUACGAGGUUAAAGUUUUGUCCUCCUUGUCCGUGGCUUGACUGUGUUCUUGCGGCAAAGCCACAUGGAGAUGCAUCAGGAACCACUUAUCUCUUGCAAGACAAAGAAGUGGAAGGCCUUCAAGUCCCGAAAGAUGAUCAGUGGUAUCGAGUUCCACUUACUCCGGAUGCCAUUGUCUUCAAUUGUGGUGAUCAACUUGAGAUAAUGACAAAUGGGAUAUUCAAGAGCCCAAUACAUAGAGUAGUAACAAACAAGGAAAAGGAGAGGACUGUGGCUUUGUUCUUUUCUCCUGAGCUUACAAUUAAAUUUGAAUCUGAAUUUGAAUUUCAAAUUUUACAUAUAUAUCAUAGAUCCAAUUAUGAAAAUAUAUAUUAUCAAUAUAUAUAA